Molecule: messenger RNA, 1812 nt
Organism: Astrephomene gubernaculifera
Lineage: Eukaryota; Viridiplantae; Chlorophyta; Chlorophyceae; Chlamydomonadales; Astrephomenaceae
Source: the annotation of a GenBank genome assembly
AACCAAGUGGCCAAUCCUCUUCCAGCUUCCAGUUACAGACAUACGUAUCAUUUAUCAGAAUACAGCAUCGCUUACAUCGCUAGUAACUUUGCAAAUUCGCGGUGUGCAUUGGCUUGGACAAGAGACUGAGCUGCCCGUUCCCAAUUGACCAUGGCCCAUAUGGCCAUGGUUGGGGCGUGGCCACAAGCAAAUAGAUUGCCUCCUAGCACAGCUUGCAAAUCACUAGCUUCGCCGCCGCGAAUGGUCCAUACAUGUAGCACGUCAACUCCCUCUGGGCUAGCAAUCGGCUGUCAUCGGUUACAAGGAUUACCUGCUGGGAACUUGCCGUUCCAGCGACCGCUGCGCUCGUUUGGGUCGCAGCGGCAUGCCCCUCGUCGCGACUUGCGCUCUGUGUCGACAAACUUAGCGCAGACACGACACUUCAACACAAACUUUGAUCCCUCCAAAUCGAACAUUCCCAAGGAGUACAAUUUUGUCCAACCGCUCUCCGCCGGUGUUGUGACACCAUCCGAAGGUGAUGGCACCCCACUUGGCGUCCUCGAUGUUGGGCCCUACGUGGAGUUUGACCCAGCCAAGGAGGACAUCCCAAAGAACUACUGGCGCGGCCCCGCACCGGCCGGCAGCUUUACCAUCGGCAACAAAUACGCGCAGCGGACGCGUCUGACGCCCCUGCGUGUACCCGAGCUGGGAGCCACCGGGCCCCGAAACCCCCUGGAGCGGAUCCUCUCCCCUUUCCCCAAGGAGGAGUACUACGCCGUUGAGAUGGACCUGAACUACGGUCGGGAGUGGCCCCGUCUGGUGUGGGAGGAGGGGCGGCCGGUGCUGCGGCCCGGCUUCCUGGCUCCCUCCCUGGACCCCGCCUUCCCCGCCUACUGGCUGCACCGGGGCAUCGCCAGAUUCCAGCUGGGCACCGCAGACGGGGUGCUGCAGUUCAUCGUCGGCGCUGCCUACCUCGCCACCCUCGCCCUCCUCGCGGCCGGCCUCUACACCGUCCGCCCCGCGCUCCUCGCCGCAGUGGCCGUCAGCUGGGCUCGCAACUCGCUGUCCCUGGCCAAAUGGGCCCUGCUUGCCGUACUAACGGCAACCGACCGGCUGUACCUGUACUGGGUUUUCCUGGCGGGCAAGAUUGUGGACGGGGUGUUUGAGCGACAUAUCCCGGAGGUUCGGAACUUUUGCUGGGCGUGUUUCGCGCUGUGGGGGGUGUAUCUGGGGUUGAGUCCGGCGAGUUGGCCGCUGCUGCCGGGAAUUACGCUGUGAGGAGAGUUGCGGUUUGGGGUUUUGGUGAGGGGAAUGCAGGAAGGAGUUUGGCAGCGAGGAUGAGGUUUGGACGAGUUGAAGGGAUGAGAGGAGGUUGACGGGGUAAUGAGGAUGAGCAGGUGUGAGGGCAUGGUGAUUGCAGGGUUUCACCUGCAUGGGAUGCGGGUCUUGUCCUGCCGCAGGUGUGAUGAGGGCGGCUGCAGUAGUGCCCCCUGCUUAUGUGGUCGCAUGCAUGCUAGGAUUCGUGCCGUAACGUUGGCUCAGACGUGUGCUUGUGACUCAGCUGUUGCCCGAUAAAGCACUUUGUUUGGGGUUAGGGUUGCCAUGCGGUGAUGGUAAGGCAUCUGUCGCUUCGGAGCCUGGUGUCGUCUGCCUCAGGCUUUGGAGUCUGCAGGUUUGCACAUGGCUAGUUCUCCCUAUGCAUUCACGUGUAUUGUGCACUUGUGGGCCCCAUAUCGCUUGAGGUUGAGCGCUGCGUUAUAUCUUGAGUGUGACCCGGUCGCUGGCCGUCCAAUGUACACUGAAAUCCGGUCAUAUGUAAAAGCCGGGAGGCCA